Molecule: messenger RNA, 2361 nt
Organism: Hyaloscypha bicolor E
Lineage: Eukaryota; Fungi; Ascomycota; Leotiomycetes; Helotiales; Hyaloscyphaceae
Exons: 2
Coding region: 1-2361 (786 amino acids)
Source: RefSeq, a predicted model, not a curated record
AUGCUUAAUUGGUGGCUAGGAAAACCCGCGGAGGGGAAUCGCGUCCAAGAUGGAGACGAGGCUACGGAACUCCCGGAUACACCUGCUCCAGUAUUCGCCGCUCGUGCAUUAAAGAGUGCAAUUUUUGGUGUACCAGAUCCACAAGAUGAUGAGACAUUCUACGAAGGAGAAGACGAAUCGGAAGACAUAGCUGCACAAGAUCCUGCGAAGGGUAUGUCGAGGAGUGUGUCUCCAACGAAGCCUCAGGGUAUUCUCCUGACACCUGGGACCGGAACUACGCGCCGAAAGACCGUGUCAUUUGGCAAUGAGGUGGUUGACAAACCGGAGAAUGAAAAGACGAGGGGAAGGCUCUCUGCAAAAAAGUCCAAGAGUGGUAUACCAGAUGAUUGUCCAGGAAAGUUCCCCAGUCCAUGGACGUCGAAAUCGGAGCCAUCGAGGAGGGUUAAGCGCAAUCUCACCAAGGUCUUAGAGGACGCGAGAGAGCAAAAGAGCCAGAAGGAUAGGAUAGAAUCAAUGGCUACCGCUCCAAAGCCAAAGCCAGAAACGGAUAGCAAGUCUUCACAGCCAGAAGCUAAGAGACGGAGCAAGGCAGACUCGGACAGGGGGUCUACAAAAUCAGAAACUACGAAGCCAAGCAAGUCAGAACUAAGCAAUCAGGGGUUAUUGCAACAGCUGGCUGUUCACGACGGUUGCGACAACGAUAUGACAGUGGAUUUGAAUGAACCGCAUUCCCAAUCUGGCAAGUUCUGGAAGUCCAAUUUCGAGCAAUACCACGAGGACGCAAAGGCAGAGAUGGCAAAGCUCUUCAAAUACAAGCAGCUUGCCAAAUCGUACGCCAAGCUAAAAGACGUGCAGUCCAUCAACUUGGAGGAGAAACUGAAAGAGGAGCAACGAAAAGUCUCCUGUAUGGAAGACCAGAUCUCAAAACUGACCGCACAAAUUGCCGCUGCUGCACGAGAUGGAAUUGAUGACAAGUCGCCGGAAUUGACAAAGGAGCUUGCACGACAGACCGCUUUGGCUAUUCAAUAUAAGGACCAAGUCGAGGAAUUUCGACUUGCACUGGAGGGACCGGAGGGAGAGACCGGUAUUGCUGCCAGGCAAGGGAAGCAUUUUACUCAGGAGGAAAUGGAGAGCACAAUGUCGAAUGUAUCUCAUGAGCUGAGGAAUGCACGAAAGCAGCUUAAGGAAAUGGUAUCACUUCGUGAGGAAAUGGAACAACUCCGACAGACAUUAUUAGCCACGGAGAAGACGGUGACGAAGCUCCAAGAAGAGAAUACCAAGUUAACCCAAGAACUGCUCCAUGCAGACUUGCGCCUGGAAACCCAUCUGGAGAAAUGCGAAAAGAAACAACAGUCAUCCGAGGACCGACUUCGUCUGAGGAAUGAAGAGAUAGAAACUCUUCAUAAGGACUAUGCUGCUUUGAAAGACCUCGCAAAGGCAAAUCGUCGAGAUGCCGAGCAGCUUUUGAAGGGUCGUCACGAUCAAGUUGUCAGGUUGAGGAAGGAGAUUACAUUGUUGCGAGGUGCUGAAUCUACUGCACAAGAAGCUGAACGUACUCUGCAGAAGAAGACUACCGAACAUGAUCGAAUUGUGGCAGAUCUUCAGAAACAGAUGAUCGCGUUGAAAGAGAACCAAAAGCCAGAAUAUUUGCACGACAGACCAUCGAAGAGAACGAGGGACGCAAAGCAGCCUCCCGAUUUAUACUCGAAGCCUCUUCCCCCUGUCGAGCCCCAAGCUAGGGAGAGCCAAGUUCCGAUUCCCAGUCCACCAAUUGCUCGACCUUUAAAGGCAGCCGCUCCAUCGAAGCAUUCCCUGCCCGAUACGCCUUCAAAGUCGUCAAGACCACGAUCAUCUCACUCCGCUUUAUCAGAAUUGAUAAACAACGCAAGCACGGACACCAUUCCACCUGCCAGUUACGGGCCAAUCCAGCACACACCUUUGCCAGCUAUCACACUUACCGAUCGACUCCCCAGCAUGUCUUUAUCAUCCCCAGAAAUGCAGCUUCCCUCCCCCGAACCAUUUAUCACUCAAUUCACAAGUAAAACCAUCCACGACCGAAACUGCAAGGCCAGCCCACGGCCUUCAAUGUUCAACAUCCCAGCCAGCCCUCCUAAGGCAGCCGUAGCCCGCUCUCAAACUUCCGGUAAGCUCUCGAGACAGCGAUCGAACAAUGAUCUCGCUGCCCGUCGCCUGGCAACUUUGACGAGCAGUCGAGUGUCGAGUUUGGAUGGCUCAAAGCAGAGGGUUACGCUUCCGCCAGAGAGAGCGGCUGCUGCGAGAGCGAGGCUAGAGCAGAAAAAUGCGGAGAAAAAGAGGGUGCAUGAGAUGGGAGGUGAGAGGAACAAAGAGAACAUUCGUUGA